AUGCCUCAGACGAAUAAAGCGAAUAGUUCUGCAGCAGGCGGCCCUGGGCAGGUGUCUGCACUGGACCAUUGUGAACCGCCGCCACCUCAAGCCGAGCCCAGGGACCUGGCCGCGGGGGACGGAGAGGAUGGAGGAGAGGAAGACCAGGGAGACCUCCUGAUCAACAAGUCACCCAGCGAUCCCAAGAAGUACAGGUACGGUCUAAGAUCAACUUGAAAUUAAUAACAUUUAUAAAUUCAAAUAUAUAGCUGCAUAACUGUGUAAACCAGUAAAUCAUGGCAUCAUCUGAGUGAUUGCGAAUUUCUCUGUCCAUCCCAGGUUGUGGUGUUUUCAGUUUCACUGAAGUAGAACUGGCUUAUCAUAUUUUCAUACAUUUUGCUCGCUCUGCAGGUAUAUCGAGCUGACCAAUGGCCUGAGAGUUCUUCUCAUCUCAGACUUUAGUGGGUCAGACGGCAAGGACGCCUGUAGGGAGGAAGAGGAGGGGGCAUCAGCGUCAGGAGGUGGAGAGGAAGCGGAAGAAGAGGGGAGGGCACAGAGGAGGAGGACGAGGUUGAGGAAGAGGAGCACGACAGUGACUUUGAGGAGAAGAGAAACCGAACAAAGGGAGCUCAGAGAAACAGGUUGGUGUCGCUGUGGUACAAUACUAUGGUACGAUACUAGGCUAAUGCUUUCACAGAUGAAUGACCCAACAGCUCAAAGAGAGAGCAUAGCCACAAGGGUGCUAUGCAAGCCAAGGUCAAAUCAUUACACAGUGAUCUUCAGGUCUGAAAGUCAGAACUCUAGAAAGAUGUCUGAGUUUCCGACUUGGAAUUCCGAGUUUGAUGACCGUUCAAAAUGAUUUUUCCCAGUCGGAUCUCGUUUUUUCAGUUCCCAGUUGUCUUGAACGCACUGAAGUCGGAAGUUGGAGAUUUCCGAGUUCCCAGUUGUUUUGAACACAGCAUUAGUCUCAGCAGAGGGAGAGUAACAGAGGGUCCACCUCUCACGGUCCCUGCUCUCUCCUUCCUUUCCUCCAGUGACCAGAGAGAGGGGACACUGUCUUCCACCUGAUGGUGAAACUCGAGUCGCACCGCAUCUGAACAAAUUCAUGUUGUUCUUAUGACCAGAGAAAGUUAAAUAUUCCUAGAUAUUAAGAGACACGACAAGCUGCGAAUAAUAAUAAAUAAAAACAUAGACAUGAACUCACUCAUAAAAACAGCAGCUCUUUGCUGUAUUCUUUGACAGUCCAUCUCUGGUCAUGGUUUUAAAAGUUAUUAAAUCUCACGUAGGCUAGUAUCAAACUUUGCUGUAUCCUGGGUUGUGGAAGCUGAAGGAACGGUGAAUUGAGCUAUCCGAUUGGCCAGCGCAGUAGGCAAACUCGAUUUAGCCCCAGAUCUCCCAGUCCGCCGGGCAGGCAGUUUGUCUUUUCAGACAAAUGAAAUGGUUCAAUAUGGGAACACUUUGCCUGCCCGGUGCGCAGGGCUUCUGAAUCAAGUGCACCUACCGGCAACAGGGCUUCUGAAUCAAGUGCACAUACCGGCAACAGGGCUUCUGAAUCAAGUGCACCUACCGCCAACAGGGCUGCUGAAUCAAGUGCACCUACCGCCAACAGGGCUGCUGAAUCAAGUGCACCUACCGCCAACAGCGCAACACCAAUAAUAUAUAAAAGGAGCAGGCCUAUAUCGUUGGCUUUUCUCCAGAAAUGUUUGGUGAUCGACAAGGAAUGCCUUGAAGAUCGACCAGUCGAUCGACCGAUUGGUGACCACUGCUCUAUGGAAAGUGUUCUAAAGAGUGGGGACUGAUGGAAUUUAUUAAGUGAAAGGGCGGGAGACGGGGGGCAUGCAUCCUCGUGUGUGUGUGUUUUCCUCAUCCCUCCUGUGUCUCCCAGUCUGCAGCUGCUCUCUGUAUCAAUGUGGGGAGCUUCAGUGACCCAGAGGACCUUCCAGGAGGACAGUGAGUACUUCUGUACUGUAGCGCCACAGAAUACUUUCUCAAUCUAACACUACAUUGGAACACUACCUAUAAACUAACACUACAUUGGAACACUACCUAUAAACUAACACUACAUUGGAACACUACCUAUAAACUAACACUACAUUGGAACACUACCUAUAAUCUAACACUACAUUGGAACACUACCUAUAAUCUAACACUACAUUGGAACACUAUCUAUAAUCUAACACUAUCUAUAAUCUAACACUACAUUGGAACACUACCUAUAAUCUAACACUACAUUGGAACACUACCUAUAAACUAACACUACAUUGGAACACUACCUAUAAACUAACACUAUCUUGGAACACUACCUAUAAUCUAACACUACAUUGGAACACUACCUAUAAACCUAAUACUACAUUGGAAUCACUACCAUAGAAUCUAACACUACCAUGGAAACACUAGACCCUAUAAACUAAGACUACAUUGGAACACUACCCUAUAAUCGAACACUACCAUUGGAACACUACCCUUAAUAAAUAAACUAACACCACAUUGGAACACUACCUAUAAUCUAACACGACAUUGGAAACACUACCCUAUAACCUAACAUCUACAUUGGAACCACCUAUCAUCUAACACUACCUUGGAACACUACCGAUAAACUAACACUAUCUAUAAGCUAACACUACUUGAACACUACCUAUAAACUAACACUAAUUGGAACACUACUAUAAGCUGACACUACUUGGGGAACACUACCUAUAAACUAACAACUACAUUGGAACACUACCUAUAUCUAACACUACAUUGGAACACUACCGAUAAACUAACACUUCGAUAAUCUAACACUACAUUGGAACACUACCUAUAAACUAACACUACCAUUGGAACACUACCUAUAAUCUAACACUACAUUGGAACACUACCUAUAAACUAACACUACAUUGGAACACUACCUAUAAUCUAACACUACAUUGGAACACUACCUAUAAACUAACACUACAUUGGAACACUACCUAUAAUCUAACACUACAUUGGAACACUACCUAUAAACUAACACUACAUUGGAACACUACCUAUAAUCUAACACUACAUUGGAACACUACCUAUAAACUAACACUACAUUGGAACACUACCUAUAAUCUAACACUACAUUGGAACACUACCUAUAAACUAACACUAUCUAUAAUCUAACACUACAUUGGAACACUACCUAUAAACUAACACUACAUUGGAACACUACCUAUAAUCUAACACUACAUUGGAACACUACCUAUAAACUAACACUACAUUGGAACACUACCUAUAAUCUAACACUACAUUGGAACACUACCUAUAAUCUAACACUACAUUGGAACACUACCUAUAAUCUAACACUACAUUGGAACACUACCUAUAAACUAACACUACCUAUAAUCUAACACUACAUUGGAACACUACCUAUAAACUAACACUACAUUGGAACACUACCUAUAAUCUAACACUACAUUGGAACACUAUCUAUAAUCUAACACUACAUUGGAACACUACCUAUAAACUAACACUACCUAUAAUCUAACACUACCUAUAAUCUAACACUACAUUGGAACACUAUCUAUAAUCUAACACUACAUUGGAACACUACCUAUAAUCUAACACUACCUAUAAUCUAACACUACAUUGGAACACUACCUAUAAACUAACACUACAUUGGAACACUACCUAUAUCUAACACUACAUUGGAACACUCCUAUAAACUAACACUAACCUAUAAUCUAACACUACAUUGGAACACUACCUAUAAACUAACACUACAUUGGAACACUACUAUAUCUAACACUACAUUGAACACUACUAUAAACUAACACUACCAUUGGAACACUACCUAUAAUCUAACACUAGCUAUAAUCUAACAUACAUUGGAACACUACCUAUAAUCUAACACUACAUUGGAACACUACCUAUAAACUACACUACAUUGGAACACUACCUAUAAUCUAACACUACAUUGGAACACUACCUAUAAACUAACACUACAUUGGAACACUACCUAUAAUCUAACACUACAUUGGAACACUACCUAUAAUCUAACACUACAUUGGAACACUACCUAUAAUCUAACACUACAUUGGAACACUACCUAUAAACUAACACUAUCUAUAAACUAACACUACAUUGGAACACUACCUAUAAACUAACACUACAUUGGAACACUACCUAUAAUCUAACACUACAUUGGAACACUACCUAUAAUCUAACACUACAUUGGAACACUACCUAUAAACUAGAUGUUUGUCUGUGUGCCUGUCUUUCUCUCUAUUUCUCUACCUGGUCUUCCCUAAAAUCUCUUGAGUCUCUUUUCUCUCUCGUUCUCUCUUUUUCAGUGAUGUUCAUGGGCAGUGAGAAGUACCCUGCUGAGAACGGCUUCGAUGCCUUCCUAAAGAAGCACGGCGGCAGCGACAACGCCUCCACCGACUGCGAGAGGACCAUCUUCCAAUUUGACGUCCAGAGGAAGUAUUUCCGCAAGGCACUCGACAGGUGAGCCAAGCUGCCCUAAAUGGACAGUUCAGCCCGAAACCAACAUUUUGUUGCAUGUUUUCAUGCCUCAAAAGUGGUCCUAAAUGUAACUUAAUUCGUUUCAAAACGCUUUGCAACGAAAAAGUAAAACCAGGUAGAUACCUCCCCGUUUCAGACCAUUUUCCUUAAUUUGUUGCCAAAUGAAUAAGAUCCCAGGUGUGCAGUUCGUCAUUGGAUGAUCUCUCCAAUUCCCCAGAUGGGCCCAGUUCUUCAUCUGCCCCCUGAUGAUCGAGGACGCCAUUGACAGAGAGGUGGAGGCAGUGGACCGUGGUGAGUCAGGGAGUAGCACUAGUAGUAGGAGGAAACUACCAGCCUUGUCUCAAUAGUCUAGAGGUCUCCUCCCACUUUCUCCUUCGUCUGCUCCGUUUGGUUUCAAACAGUUGGUCAGCAUGAAUGAUGGACACGAGAUGAAAAGAGACCCCUGUAAACAACUGAGACCCUCCCCAUCUCCCAUUUUCUCUCUCUGUUUUUUCUUUCUCUCUCAUCUUUCUCUCUCUUCUCUCUCUCUAGUCUCACUCUCGCCAGUCUCUCUCUCUCUAGUCUCUCUCUCUCUUUCUCCAGUGUCUCUCUCUCUGGUCUCUCUCUCUAGUCUCUCUCUUGCCGGUCUCUCUCUCUCCGGUCUCUCUCUCUCUGUCUGGACUCUCUCUAGUCUCUCUCUUUCUAGUCUCUCACCUCUCUAGUCGCUCUCUCUCUAGUCGCUCUCUCUCUAGUCUCGCUCUCUCUCCGGUCUCUCUCUUUCUCUCUCUCUCUCUCUCCGGUCUCUCUCUCUCUCUGGUCUCUCUCUCUAACUCUCUCUCUCUCACUCUCUCUCUCUCUCUCUCUCUGGUCUCUCUCUCUCUCUCUGGUCUCGGUCUGGACUCUCUCGUCUCUCUAUCUCUCUCUGUCUGGACUCUCUGUAGUCUCGCUCUCUCCGGUCUCUCUCUCUCUGGAUUGUCAAUGCCUCUCCCUUUGAUGUGCAGAGUACCAACUGGCUCGGCCGUCAGACACCCACCGCAAGGAGAUGCUGUUCGGAAGCCUGGCCAAGCCCAAGCACCCCAUGGGCAAGUUCUGCUGUGGUGAGGAUACACAGAUACACACAGCUAUGUCCCAAUGAUAUCUUCUUCCUCCCAAAGUCUGCACUUUUUCACUUCCCUUUCCUAGCCCAUGACUCCACCAAUCCAAUGUUUUAAGAUUUGUGGGAAGUAGUGAACAAGUAUACACUUCAUGAAAAGGGAGAUAUUAUUGGGACGCACCCAUAGAGUACUAGUCUGGUAGGGGUUUGAAUGUGCUACCCUGGUACCAUAGGCUUCCAUUGUUUGACAAACAUUCUAAUUCUAGUUAUCCUGCUGGUAAAACAAAUAGUUGUAUGUAUUUUCAUGUGGACUGUCUUUUUCAUUUGGACUGUCCUGCUUGUAAAUGUCCCUAAGAUCGUCAAGUGAUGUCUGGCUUUAAAUAUGCACACACUGAGCAUGUAUUACAUAGCUAUGGAUGGUAGUGUCGAUCUCAGCAUGUUUAAUAAUGCUGAAGAACGGUGUAUAAACAUUUAAUAACUUCAAUAACUGUGUAAUGACGGUGUGAAAGCAUUCAUAAAAGCUGUAAUAACGGAUAUGUCAUGUCCUUGGUCUCCUCCAGGAAAUGCUCAGACUCUGAAGCACAAGCCCAGAGAGAAGCAGAUCAACACCUACCAGCGUCUGUGAGACUUCUGGAAGAGAUACUACUCUGCCCACUACAUAACCCUCACAGUGCAGUCCAAAGGUAGCUGGCCAACCGGCCAAACACAAAGGAUCCCGUCUCCUUUACUGAAAUGAAUGAGGAUUGUAGUCAGUCUAUUGAAAUGAAUGAGGAUUGUAGUCAGUCUAUUGAAAUGAAUGAGGAUUGUAGUCAGUCUACUAAAAUGAGUGAGGAUUUUAGUCAGUCUACCAAAAUGAGUGAGGAUCAGUCUACUGAAAUUAACUGGACUCAACUGCUCUUGUCUGGCUAUCAGAGACACUGAACACACUGGAGGAAUGGGUUAGAGAGAUCUUCAGCAAGGUGCCCAACAAGUAAGCACACACGGCGACACGCACACACACGUACUCACUCAAAACACUGUCAAAUAAAACAUUCUGUGUAUUUUCACGUUUUGUUUCCAGUGCUCUACCAAGACCUGACUUCUCUGACCUCAGGACCCAUUCGACACACCAGCCUACAGAAGUACACAGGCUUUAAAUGAACAUUUAUACGUGUCAUCAUAUCAACCUGUACUAACUCGAUGUACCAAUUCCUCAAUUUCAAUUGUGUGUGUGUGUUACAGUUGUUCCUGUGAGGAAGGUGCAUGCUCUCACCACCACCUGGACCUUACCCCCUCAGGACAAGCUGGACAGGUGAGCCUUUUGUACCUUCUAAUAUUUUGAACCUUUUGUACUUGUUUCAAAGACCAUUUGAGCUAAGAUUGCUGUUUUAUGUCUCCAUUGUUAUGAAUAGCAUUGGAUACCGUCUUUGUUUGUCUUGGUGUCUCCAUGUAGGGUGAAGCCCUUGCACUACAUCUCUUGGUUGAUUGGCCACGAAGGCACCGGCAGCAUCCUAUCCCUGCUCCGGGAGAAGUGCUGGGCCUUGGCUCUGUUUGGAGGGAACAGUGAGAUGGGCUUUGACCAGAACACCACCUACUCCAUUUUCUCCAUAUCUGAGCGUCACUGACGAAGGCUUCCAGAACUUCUAUCAGGUCAGCUGGUGCAAACACACACACACACGCUCAUAUGAGAAGACUCUCACACACACACACACACACACACAAUCACACACAUGUUCACGUGAGAAGACUCACACACACACACAUGCUCAUGUGCGAAGAGUCUAACACACACACACAGACACAGUCUAGUUUUAACCAUGCAGCUGUUUCCCUCUACAGGUGGUUCAUCUAGUGUUCCAGUACAUGAAGAUGCUGCAGACUGUGGGUCCACAGCAGAGGAUCUAUGAAGAAAUCCAGAAGAUGAAGCCAAUGAGUUCCACUACCAGGAGCAGGUACAGUUUCACUUCCCUUAGUCCCUCCGUCACAAAGCUGACUUUAGACUGUCGUUACCAUGACGUCACUACCAUGACAUAACACUGUCAUAAGUUGUGUGCUUGAGGUUUUUUCGUUUAGGAUUCUGCCCUAAUAUGGUUCUGUAUCUCUGAACCCCUGUCCUAUCAUCCUGCCACAGACCGACCCCAUAGAGUAUGUGGAGAACAUCUGUGAGAACAUGCAGCUCUUCCCCAAAGAGGACUUCCUGACUGGAGACCAGCUCCAGCCCAGCCCUAAAGAGUUUGGUUGCACCACAGUAUUGGCAGAACAAUAGCAACUUCUAAAGCCUGUACUGCAACUGUAAUGCACGCAACUGUAUACUUCAUGUGUGUGUGUCCUCUACAGGUGACCGCCUCGACCAUGGCCCUGCUCACCCCAGAGAGGGCCAACCUGCUUCUGCUGUCCCCAGAGCACGAGGGCCACUGUUCCCUCGAGGAGAACUACAGCACAGAGGGUAAGAGCAGGGCUGUGUUGGAGAUUAUAUUCAGCCACCUUCAGAAGGACGUUGGAUUGAUUUUUUAAAAGUAUCUUAUUCUGUAAUGACCAUUUACCAUGUCAUCAUGUAAAUACAUGGUAAUGUAUAUACUGUAAAAGAAAGUGCUGCCCUUUGUUUUUCUGUAAACUUAUCCUUGAAACCCAGUUACAGGGAUUGACUGAAAUUAGGCCCACAGUCAUUGUUAUCAAUAUCUUGUUCCAGAAUAUGUUCAAUCCAUAGAUCACUCCACAUACUCAGUGUGGCUGUAUAUUCACAGACCAUUUCCUGACAUGAUGGUGUGUGUGACGUUAAUGUGGUGUGUUCGGCCUGUCUGUCUGUCUGUGACGGAGCCCUAUGGGCCCUGAUCAAAAGCUGUGCAUUGUAUAGGAAAUAGGGUGCUUUGGGAUGUAACCUGAGUGUCCUGUUCUGUCCUGGCAGACCUCCCUGAGGAGCGGGCACAGCGCUGGGCCAGAGACUUUGACCUCAACCCCGACCUCCACUUGCCCGCUGAGAACAAGUUCAUUGGUCAGUACAGAUGAUGGACAUUGUUGUGUACCAAUCACAUCCACUCUACAACAUUCACUUUUUGGUCUAUUGAUAUUGUUAUACAUGCUUUGCCAUAUUCAUAUUCCUAUCCCGUUUCUUGUUUCCAUAGCAACGGAUUUCACCCUGAAACCGUCGGACUGUCCUGACACAGAAGUCCCGGUGCGGAUAGUGAACAACGAGAGAGGCUGUCUCUGGUUCAAGAAGGACAAUAAGUUCAAGAUACCUAAAGGUGUGGUGGUAUGUGUUUUUUUGUUAACAUACCUGGUAAUGACUCUUGUUAGCUUGGGCUUCUUAGGUAGUAUAUAACCGCUACUUAGGUAGUAUAUAACCGCUACUUAGGUAGUAUAUAACCACUACUUAGGUAGUAUAUAACCGCUUCUUAGGUAGUAUAUAACCGCUACUUAGGUAGUGUAUAACCGCUACUUAGGUAGUAUAUAACCGCUACUUAGGUAGUAUAUAACCGCUACUUAGGUAGUAUAUAACCGCUACUUAGGUAGUAUAUAACCGCUUCUUAGGUAGUAUAUAACCGCUACUUAGGUAGUAUAUAACCGCUACUUAGGUAGUAUAUAACCACUACUUAGGUAGUAUAUAACCACUACUUAGGUAGUAUAUAACCGCUUCUUAGGUAGUAUAUAACCGCUACUUAGGUAGUGUAUAACCGCUACUUAGGUAGUAUAUAACCGCUUCUUAGGUAGUAUAUAACCGCUACUUAGGUAGUGUAUAACCGCUACUUAGGUAGUAUAUAACCGCUACUUAGGUAGUUUAUAACCGCUACUUAGGUAGUAUAUAACCGCUACUUAGGUAGUAUAUAACCGCUACUUAGGUAGUUUAUAGCCGCUACUUAGGUAGUAUAUAACCGCUACUUAGGUAGUAUAUAACCGCUACUUAGGUAGUAUAUAACCGCUACUUAGGUAGUAUAUAACCGCUACUUAGGUAGUGUAUAACCGCUACUUAGGUAGUAUAUAACCGCUACUUAGGUAGUUUAUAACCGCUACUUAGGUAGUGUAUAACCGCUACUUAGGUAGUGUAUAACCGCUACUUAGGUAGUGUAUAACCGCUACUUAGGUAGUAUAUAACCGCUACUUAGGUAGUAUAUAACUUCUACUUAGGUAGUAUAUAACCGCUACUUAGGUAGUAUAUAACCGCUACUUAGGUAGUAUAUAACCGCUACUUAGGUAGUUUAUAACCGCUACUUAGGUAGUAUAUAACUUCUACUUAGGUAGUAUAUAACCGCUACUUAGGUAGUUUAUAACCGCUACUUAGGUAGUAUAUAACCGCUACUUAGGUAGUUUAUAACCGCUACUUAGGUAGUGUAUAACCGCUACUUAGGUAGUGUAUAACCGCUACUUAGGUAGUGUAUAACCGCUACUUAGGUAGUGUAUAUAACCUAAGGGAAUUGCAGUGACACCUGGGAUUUACUCUUUUUAAAUAUGUGUAAGACAAAUGUUAGUAGCUACUAGGCUGACACAUUUCAAAUGAUAUCCUGUUUAAUUUAUUUAAUACUUUCCCAAAUGUUUCUUCUUCUAGCUUAUGUCCGUUUUAACCUCAUCUCCCCGAUGAUUCAGAAAUCUCCAGAGAAGUUAGUAUUUUAUUUGAAUACAAAACCCUUACUUAUUGGUUGUGGAUGUUGACAUAUUUUCUUUCAGUCACUCUAAAUGUGUAUGUAUUGUGGCCCUGUAGCCUGGUGCUGUUUGACAUCUUUGUGAACAUCCUGGCCCACAACCAGGCAGAGCCGGCCUACGAGGCUGACGUGGCCCAGCUGGAGUACAAACUGAUCGCCGGGGAACAUGGCCUGGUCAUCAGGGUCAAGGGCUUCAACCACAAGCUGCCUGUGAGUCUCACACAUGCACAAUACAUACAGAGCCACUCAGUAUGAACACACACAUAGAUGUUAGUGAUGGGGGGAAGAAAUCUAUAAAGUUACAUAUUGCGAUAUUAUUUUGGAUGAUAUUAUAUCGAUACUUUGACUCCAAGUAUCGAUUUGUUUAAAAAAAUGCUAGGUAGCGUAAGCUAGCGCUAGUCAGCUGCACCUGCACCCAAAAUGGCUGGUAUUUUUUCAAAAUAUAGCUUGUUCUCCAUCUUCUUUUUAUAUAUUGAGCCAAUAUGUUUUCAGAACUUUAUUUCCAUGACUGAUCAAAAAUAAUUUUCUCAUGCUCUCUCUAGUCUCUCUGCAGUAGACAUAUGGUGAGCAAUAUGUUUGGAACAUCGAAUCGCAAUAAAAUCACAGUAUCGAAUCAACAAUAUUUACAUUUACAUUUAUGUAAUUUAGCAGACGCUCUUAUCCAGAGCGACUUACAAAUUGGACUUACAAUACAUGUUGUAUCUGCACUUAAGUAUCAUGAUAAUAUCGUAUCGUAACGUCCCUGGCAAUUCCCAACCCUAAUAGACGCACAGAAUGUACACACACACACACCUACAGCUCUCCUGCACUCAUACUCAUUCUGCCUAUUCAUACAACCCCAAUCUAUAAACCCAUUCUGUACUCAACAAAUGUACCCUAGCUUCAGCCAGCCCUAAAGCUGACCUCCUGCCAACUCAACCUCCCUGCCUCUGUCCCUGUGCUAGUUACUGUUGAACCUGAUGGUGGACCGCCUGGCAGACUUCACGGCUGAGCCCGGCGUGUUCACCAUGUUCGCAGAGCAGCUGAAGAAGACCUACUUCAACAUCCUCAUCAAGCCAGAGAGGCUGGGGAAGUGAGUCUGAUUUCUGACACUGUGACUGCUAAACCCUCUAUAGGCUACAGCAGGGGUAGCCAACCCUGUUCCUGGAGUGCUGCAGGUACCGCAGGAUUUUGUUCCAACUAGGCACCACACCCGACCAACUGAGCUAAUUGAUCAGUUCAGUGAUUGCCUAAAUUCAACACACCUGACUGCUCAACCCUCUAUAGCCCUCAAACUCAACUCUGUACCUCGAUGCCAGUUCCACUCCAUUUUUUAAUUGUUCCCCUCUAAUCAGGGACUGACUCUAUAAGGUGACGAAAGUGUUCCACAGGGAUGCUGGCCCAUGUUGACUCCAAUGCUUCCCUCAGUUGUGUCAAGUUGGCUGGAUGUCCUUUGUGUGGUGGACCAUUCUUGAUACACAUGGGAAACUGUUGAGCGUGAAAAACCCAGCAGCGUUUCAGUUCUUGCCACACUCAAACCGGUGCACCUGGCAUCUACUACCAUACCCCGUUCAAAGGCACUUAAAUCUUUUGUCUUGCCCAUUCACCCUCUGAAUGGCAUACAUACACAAUCCAUGUGUCAAUUGUCUCAAAGCUUAAAAUUCCUUCUUUAACCUGUCUCCUCCCAUUCAUCUACACUGAUUUGAAGUGGAUUAACAGGUGACAUCAAUAAGGGAUCAUAGCUUUCACCUGGAUUCACCUGGUCAGUCUAUGUCAUGGAAAGAGCAGGUGUUCCUAAUGUUAUAAUGGUCAACAUUCACAAUCUAAUUCAACAAACAAAAUUGAAAAUGACUUGUACUUAUAUUGUCUAUUACUUAUAAUUCAUGGAGAAAAUUGUACAUUUUAUGUUUCCUCCCUUAGCUUGUGGCAAGCUGUGACAUACUAUGCUGCCAACUCUAACAUCAAUCAGACCUUUCCCCCAAAAGUAUACCAAAAAAAGUAUUCUCUCUCUCUCCUAUCUAAAUCAAAUCAAAUCAUAUUUUAUUGGUCACAUGCGCCGAAUACAACAGGUGCAGACAUUACAGUGAAAUGCUUACUUAACCAUCUAUCUCUCUCUCUCUCUCUCUCUCUCUCUCUCUCUCUCUCUCUCUCUCUCUCUCUCUCUCUCUCUUUCAGAAUGUGAGUCAGUUGUAAAGUGAUAAACUAGCUUAAACAGUAACAAUGAUAAAUUAUUUGAAUGGAUCUUCCCCCUCUCUCCUACCUCUCUCUCCCAAUCUCCUUCUCUCUUCCACACAAUCUCUCUCUCUCUCUCAGGGACGUGCGUCUGUUGAUCCUGGAGCACUGUCGCUGGUCGGUCAUCCAGAAGUACCAAGCCAUCAUGAAGGGCCUCACCGUGGAUGACCUCAUGACCUUUGUCAGCGGCCUCAAAGCCCAGCUGUACACCGAGGGGCUGGUGCAGGGCAACUUCACUAGCACAGUGAGCCGCUUUUAUAAAAACAGACACGCACACACACCGUCUCAGAUGUGCACGCGCGCACACACACACAUCCAACGACCUGAGGCAUGUUUUCUUUCUCACUCAAAAUCUUUUUUUCGCUUGUCUAGAGGACAGACUAAAAUAGCUGUUUAGCGCUAACUCUGGCACUCUUGCAUUGCAAUCUUUCUAGGAUGUUGAUUAUUGUCCUAAUCAAAUUGGUGAUGUGAAUUAAUAAAUUACUGUCCUGCUGCUAACCCUUAUCCUGGCUGACACAGAGACCAUGUGACACAGCGAGAGGAGCUGUGCCCCACUGGUCUGGAAAAGAUGAUUUUAUAAUUACAUAUUCUGCUCUUUUCAAUAAUGGACACAUUGAUUGAUUGAUUGAUGGAUUGAUUGAUUCUCUCGGAAAAAAAAAAAUUCUUCCUGCGGGGUUGAGACCUCUCGUUUUGAUUUAAAACUCCAACAGUUAUCAGCCAGACUAGCUAAACCUAAGAUAUGCUAAUUAUGCUAAUAGGCAUUUUGUAACUGUUCUUUGUCCAACAGGAGUCAAUUGAGUUUCUACAGUAUUUUAUUAAGUAAGUAUCCUCGCUCUCGUUCUGCUUGCCCAAUUUUCUGUCUUCUCUCUUUCUUAACACUCUCUCAAAGAACUUCUGUUUUCGGCACUAUUAAAAACAGUGUUUUGACUACAACGCACGAAAAGCACUCUCCAAAUGAAGUUAUUACUAUCAACAAACGCAGUACUUGCAAGGACUGAAGGUUAAUUCAACAAACGCAGUACUUGCAAGGAUUGAGACUUGUGGUUGUUAUUAUCUAAUUUGGUGAAUGCACUGAUUGUAAGUCACUCUGUAUAGGAGUGUCAGCCAAAUGACAACGUUAUCGAUAUUAUUCUGGUUAUCAAUAUUUUAUUGGUUAUCGAUAUUGUACUGCAUUGUUGAGGGAGCUAGCGCGUUAGCAUGUCACUGCACCUUUUAUACCUGCUGUAAACUCUGUACGUGACAAAUACAAUUUGAUUUGAUGUAAAAGCAAUCAUCUUCUACACUCUACAGCAAGCUGCAGUUCAAGCAUCUCUCCGUGGAGGUCCCUGUGCUCUUCAGAGCGGUUCCUCAGAAGCCUCACCUCUGCAAAGUAAAGUCCCUCAACAAAGGAGACGCCAACUCGGAAGUUACUGUCUACUACCAGGUACCCAACAUUCACACAACAUUCGCUCAACGUUAGUUAGGUGUAUUAUGGUUAGUAUUUUUAUGUCGAAAAAUAACCUGCCUCUUCCUGUCCUUCUCCAAUCAGGCUUGAAGAACCUGAGAGAACACACGCUGAUGGAGUUAUUGGUGGUGAGCGUUGUUGCGAACAAGGCUUGACUGGAAAACCUGAGUCGGUGAGUGGUGUUAUGGGUAAUGAAGUAUAUUUGCUGCUAUGUCCACAGAUGCACAUGGAGGAACCUUGCUUUGACUUCCUCAGGACAAAGGAGACUCUUGGGUUAGUUGUUUUUUUAUCUCUCCAUAACUCUGAAAAUGUGAAAAAGCUAUAUUUUAUACCACUAUAACAGCUAUAUACCACUAAAAUACCACUAUAGCACUUACUAGUUCAUAACUACUACUUGUUCAAAUAAAACAAUUCCUCUUACAGACACCCCAUCCCCACCUAGAGUAGAAGCUAAUUUUCACUACCUAACCGAGCCUUGUUGGCUGAUUUUUUUACCUCUGACCUUGUACCCAUCAGCUAUCAGGUGUACCCCACCUGCAGAAACACUUCCGUGAUCCUGGGCUUCUCCAUCACCAUGGAAACGGAGGCCACUAAGUUCAAGUGAGUCACCAGUUCACUUUUGCCAUUAGCACUGUACAUCUCAUACACUAGACUUGUGUCAUAUUCAAAUGACUCAAAUGUUAUUGCUAUAAAGUAACACGUGUGAUAUAGUUGAAUAUUCAGCAUGCAUAUGGAAACCCAGCUGGUAGUGUCAAGGUCAGUGACAGAUGAUGACGUGUUUGUUAGGGGCAGUUCAGAGGAGAAGGAUGGUAGCAUCAUAUUCAGGUCAGAUAGUAGCAUAGUUGAUAGUAGAGUUGUAUUAGAUGGUAGCAGUACAAUAUGCUGCUAAUUUAAGCCUUAGAAUAUUAUCACAAGUGCAAGAUUUAUAUAAAUAAGAGCACCUGUUCAUCAAAACAACUCUUGUUGCUGUUGUUUUGGGAGAUGCCAUCACCUUUUCCUUUUAAAAUAUAAAUGAGAGGUAGUCUGACGCUCCCCGUGUCCUGCUCUCUCUCUCUCUCCCAGCACGGACUACGUGGAGACCAAGAUUGAGGAGUUCCUGGUGAGCUUCGGAGAGAAGAUGACCAACCUCAUGGACGAGGCCUUCAAGACCCAGGUGACCGCUCUCAUCAAGCUCAAAGAGUGUGAGGACACACACCUGGGCGAGGAGGUGGACCGCAACUGGUUCGAGGUGGUCAGCCAGCAGUACAUCUUCGACCGCCUCAACAGAGAGGUAACCCGGUCACAGCCGCACAGUUUACUCGAACUCUCCGUCAUAAUGUCGACAUCAGGGGUGUCCUUCCCUCCUGAAGGUGUACUACUGUACACCGGUGUGUGUGUGUGUUUGUGUGUGCGUACGCUGUGUGUGUUAACCGUACCGUAUGGAGCACUCUGGGUCUGCAUCAGUCCAGGGGUCUGCAGGCUCAGGGUUUUCAGAGUGGAGGGCUGGGGGGGGGGGGGCACAGCGGGCAUGAGGGAUACUGGGGGCACAGCCCCUCCAUCAUUUACAUGCCAUGGCUGCUUCAGCUCACUGGCACCGGCACUAGGUGAAGGAGGGGGGGGCUGAAGCAUCUGGGGGAGAGAAAGGGUAAGGAGGUUAAUUCAUGCAUUGACUUAUCCUGUUCCUCUGUUCUGCAAAUUGAGGCUCUGAAGAUCAUCACCAAAGCAGAGCUGCUGUCCUGGUUCAUGGAGCACAGGGACGCCACCAGCAAGAAACUCAGCGUGCAUGUAAGUCUGCCAGCUCUGCAGUCCUCUGUGUGUGUGUGUGCAAGGGAGCACAUUAAGUGGUAUCCCCCUAUCAGCUCCUCCUCCAGAGCUAACUGUAACUCCUCCUCCAGAGCUUACUGUAACUCCUCCUCCAGAGCUUACUGUAACUCCUCCUCCAGAGCUAACUGUAACUCCUCCUCCAGAGCUUACUGUAACUCCUCCUCCAGAGCUAACUGUAACUCCUCCUCCAGAGCUUACUGUAACUCCUCCUCCAGAGCUUACUGUAACUCCUCCUCCAGAGCUUACUGUAACUCCUCUCCCUCUGUCAGGUGGUUAGCUUUGGAGAGGAGGAGAGCAACCAGGCAGGUCAGAGCAGCUGCAGCCCCAACCCCAGCCCCUCAGAGGGGGAAGAGGACCAAGGCCAGGCCCCUAAAACCUCUACCUACUCCUACGGAGAAGUCUCCAAGCUGACCUUCGUGCCCGCCUCGCCCAUGCUGGCCGACGCUACGCUCAUUGACGACAUCCGCUUGUUCACCUCCUCCCUCACCCUCUACCACUACCACAAAAGUAGAUCGGUUCCACACAUUGGUUCUGCAUUGCAGUAGGCGACUGAAGGAGCAGUGGGAGCCAUUUUGGUUCCGGAUGACUAGCCAGGGCAGGCCACAAUGCAGUGCAGUGGUGUCUUCUGAAGAGAAACUCGUAUCUCUGCUCCUCUCUUUUCUCCCUCUUCCUCCCCCAUCUCUCUCUUCAUCCACAUUAAUCAAAUAUCAACUGCAGUAGCAGGCACUAGUAUUAAUAAUGGCAUUCACCACUAGUCAGCUACACCAAAGCACUGUUAAAGAAAGGAAAUUGGUUGAGAGGUCAUCAGUUUGUCCUUUUGUUCUCCACAGUCCCUGAUUGAUUUAAUAGGAGGAACCAUCUUUGCUGUGAUUGGUAGUAGUAAAGACUCAGGGUUUGGCUGGCAGGAGGGUGGACAGAGAGGGUGGAAAAGAGGACGGAGAUUCUAUCAUAAUAUCUUCUUUCGUUUUAUUUGGACUUCUUCAUGUCACAGACACAUCUCCUCAUCGCUAACGUGGAAGAAGGAUUGCGUGUAUUUUAACAAUGGACAUCAGGGUUAACAUUUUACAUGUUCAUACUGUAAGAUUUUGUCGAUAGAAAAAUGUAGUAUGUUUGUCAUAAUGGUAAGGCAUGGUCAGUAUGUGACGUAGUUUCUGAUUUGUUUCCGAGGUAUUGUUUUAACUUUUAUUCUGUUGUAAAGAGGCUAAAGGGAAAACCUCACUUAAUGUAGGCUUAACAUUUCAGCCCCACCUCUGCCUUUUUAAAAUCACUGGACGACUGGCAUGUUUCAAUCUAUAGCCUGUUAUUAUCAUUAUCUUUCAAUGGAAAUAUUUAUUAAAAGUGAAUGUAGGAUA
Molecule: messenger RNA, 16944 nt
Organism: Coregonus sp. 'balchen'
Lineage: Eukaryota; Metazoa; Chordata; Actinopteri; Salmoniformes; Salmonidae
Source: the annotation of a GenBank genome assembly